Mus caroli (Ryukyu mouse) is the source of this 6040-nucleotide messenger RNA. Lineage: Eukaryota; Metazoa; Chordata; Mammalia; Rodentia; Muridae. The record is from RefSeq and is a predicted model, not a curated record.
ACACCAUCCUCCAAGAGGGAGGAGGCUCAAGUGAUGCUGCUGCUGUUGCCGCCUCUACUGCUGGUACUCUAGUGGAGCUGGAAAGGGUGGUUCCUAUCGCACCAUCGCCAACCAGAGAGGGAGGGGAAAAAAUCCCGGCAGCCGCAGCUGAUGUUGGGUUCAGAGGCUGCAUCCGACCCGGUCGCAAGAAAAAUGGAUUCAGUGUGCGACGCUCCCUCAUUUCAGCAUCUUCUCCUGGUCUCAGCAUGGGCUUCCGAGGAAACGUUUGAGAAGACCUUAGCAAGGAACACCACCACGCAGUAGUGGCUGAAGCAUCUCACUCCAGGAAAUGAAACAGUAACAUGGCAGUACCUGUUUGAGAAGAUUAAAACCCAAAAGACUCCAAUUAGAAAGGGACAAUGUCCAAGAAAGGGCGGAAUAAGGGCGAGAAGCCCGAGGCACUCAUUGUUGCCCUUCAAGCUGCCAACGAAGACCUCAGGACCAAACUCACAGACAUUCAGAUAGAACUGCAUCAAGAGAAAUCCAAGGUAUCAAAGCUUGAAAGAGAGAAGACUCAAGAAGCAAAGAGGAUUCGUGAGUUGGAGCAGCGCAAACACACGGUCCUGGUGACAGAGCUUAAAGCCAAGCUCCAUGAGGAGAAGAUGAAGGAGCUGCAGGCCGUGAGGGAGAAUCUCAUCAAGCAGCAUGAGCAGGAAAUGUCAAGGACAGUGAAGGUGCGGGAUGGGGAGAUCCAGAGACUCAAGUCCGCGCUGUGUGCUCUCCGGGAUGGCAGCAGUGACAAAGUAAGGACAGCACUCACCAUUGAGGCCCGGGAGGAGGCCCGGAAACAGUUCGAUGCAGAGCGCCUGAAGCUCCUGCAGGAAAUUACAGACUUGAAAACUGCCAAGAAGCAGGUGGAUGAGGCUCUAAGCAAUAUGAUCCAAGCGGAUAAAAUCAAGGCUGGGGACCUUAGGAGUGAGCAUCAGUCCCACCAGGAAGCCAUCUCGAAGAUCAAGUGGGAAUCCGAACGGGAUAUACGGAGGCUGAUGGAUGAAAUCAAAGCCAAGGACAGGAUCAUCUUUUCCCUGGAAAAAGAACUGGAGACUCAGACGGGCUAUGUGCAGAAACUUCAGCUUCAGAAGGAGGCUCUGGAUGAGCAGCUCUUCCUUGUCAAAGAGGCAGAGUGUAACAUGAGCAGUCCGAAGAGAGAGAUUCCAGGAAGGGCAGGAGAUGGCUCUGAGCACUGCAGUAGCCCGGACCUGCGAAGAAAUCAAAAGAGAAUAGCCGAAUUGAACGCCACUAUACGAAAGUUAGAAGACAGGAACACCUUGCUUGGAGAUGAGCGGAAUGAGUUGUUAAAACGCGUGCGGGAAACCGAAAAACAAUGCAAACCUCUCCUGGAAAGGAACAAGUGCCUAGCCAAGAGAAACGAUGAACUGAUGGUGUCUUUGCAGCGCAUGGAAGAGAAACUAAAAGCCGUAACCAAGGAAAAUUCAGAGAUGAGAGAAAAAAUAACAUCUCACCCACCGUUGAAGAAACUGAAGUCUCUGAAUGACCUUGACCAAGCUAAUGAAGAACAAGAGACAGAGUUUCUAAAACUGCAGGUCAUUGAGCAGCAAAACAUCAUUGAUGAGCUCACAAGGGAUCGAGAAAAACUCAUCCGUAGGAGAAAGCACAGGAGAAGCUCGAAACCAAUCAAGAGGCCUGUUUUAGAUCCAUUCAUUGGCUAUGACGAGGACUCCAUGGAUUCAGAAACAUCAUCCAUGACCUCCUUUAGAACAGACCGGACACCUGCUACCCCUGAUGAUGACUUGGAUGAAAGUCUAGCUGCUGAAGAAUCUGAGCUACGAUUUAGACAACUAACAAAAGAAUACCAAGCCCUCCAAAGAGCAUAUGCCCUCUUGCAGGAACAGACUGGCGGCAUCAUCGAUGCUGAAAGAGAAGCCAAGGCACAAGAGCAGCUCCAGGCAGAGGUGCUGAGGUACAGGGCCAAAAUCGAAGAUCUAGAGGCAACGCUGGCUCAGAAAGGGCAGGAUUCACACUGGGUAGAAGAUAAACAACUUUUCAUUAAGAGAAACCAGGAGCUUUUAGAAAAGAUAGAGAAGCAGGAAGCAGAGAAUCACCGGCUACAGCAGGAACUUCAGGAUGCCAGGGACCAGAAUGAGCUGCUGGAGUUUCGCAACCUAGAACUGGAAGAGAGAGAGAGGAGAUCCCCUCCAUUUAAUCUACAAAUUCACCCCUUCUCAGAUGGUGUGAGUGCGCUGCAGAUCUACUGCAUGAAAGAAGGUGUCAAGGAUGUCAACAUCCCUGACCUCAUAAAGCAGCUUGAUAUCCUAGGUGACAACGGGAACCUAAGGAAUGAAGAACAGGUGGCCAUUAUUCAGGCCAGCACUGUGCUGUCCCUGGCAGAGAAGUGGAUCCAACAAAUUGAAGGAGCAGAGGCUGCCCUGCAUCAGAAAAUGAUGGAACUGGAAAGUGAUAUGGAACAGUUCUGCAAAAUCAAAGGCUACCUGGAGGAAGAACUAGACUACAGAAAACAGGCUCUUGACCAGGCAUAUAUGAGAAUCCAGGAACUAGAAGCUACUUUGUACAAUGCUCUGCAGCAAGAAACUGUGAUCAAAUUCGGCGAACUGUUAAGUGAUAAGCAGCAGGAGGAGCUGAGGACGGCUGUGGAAAAGUUACGGCGGCAAAUGCUGAGGAAGAGCCGGGAGUAUGACUGUCAGAUCCUCCAGGAGAGGAUGGAGCUCCUACAGCAAGCGCACCAGAGAAUCCGUGACCUAGAAGAUAAAACAGACAUCCAAAAGCGACAGAUAAAGGACCUAGAAGAAAAGUUUCUGUUUCUAUUCUUGUUCUUCUCUCUUGCCUUCAUUCUAUGGCCUUGAUGUCAAGGUGCCUCUUAAAGGUGGAGUUGGGGAUGAGAAGUGGAACCCCGUUACGCUACAAGCAACCGAGCCAAGGUACUCUGGGGAGUGUAACAUGGAAUGGAAUUGGAAAUCUCUGCUUCCUCGCUUCGUAUCACACACCUGCAUUUCUCUACCAUGGAUGGACUGGUCUCAUCCGUAUUGAAAGUGGUGAUUACACUUUCAACUUCUGAUUACACUCAGAAGUCACAAACUCCCCGACUUAGCUCUGUCAAGAUCUAUAGGGAACUAGGCCCAGAGAGCAAUUCUGCAUCCUCCAGUUUCAAGUUGAAAUUGCCUGCCGACGUAUAUGCUAUCUAUCCAACUUGUGUGAAAACCUCACAGAAGUGAUGAUGACCCGACGACAGACUGUGGGGUUUGCCAGAGAGCUGUGGAUAUUGAGUAUCCCGUUAUACCCAGAGCAACCUGAACUCUUGUCACUUAGAACAAUAGCGUUAUUUUCUGAGUUAGCUGUCUCCAAUAAGAUGGCUCUACUUUUUAUAGACAAUACUGACAAGGUGGUUAUCUACCACAGGCAGAUAGACAACUGAUCCUUUUCCUAAGUCACAUAUUACUGAGUCUUGGAUUCAACAAUGACAGUAAAUAUAUCCUCCUGGAAAGCUGAUUUUACACCUCCUUAACUGUAGAGAUAACAAGGCAACCUCAAUUUUUUCAAAUAUUCAAUGUUUUCUUUCCGGGGUUAGAAUUCCCAUGCAUAGAGAACAUGUGUAGGGAGCCAGAAACCCUUUCUAUGAAAUGCUACACAAAUAAUUCCAUAUGUGAAUUGAAUAUAUUCUUCUUCAGUUUUAACACUGGCACGUUCAAAGCCAGAGCAACUGAAGAGUCUUCAAGACAAAACAGAAUCCUGGGGUCCCACAUUUUUGUCCUUGUAUUUAAUGCUGACCCAACUGUUUGGCCCCGUCACUGAACCUCUCUGUGCCUCAGUUUCCUCAUCUGCAAAAUGGGGGUUAAAUGUUUUGAUUUUUUUUUCAUAAGAUUUGUUUGCAAUUCUGGAACAAGAGGUGCUUAAGGUAGCACAAAGUGCUUUGUAACUGUUAUAAAUGCUGUAUUAUUUGACUUCUCUGUAUAACGAAACAGUUCCUGAGUUUGAUUCCAACAACAUAGCAACACUGAAGCUUCCCCAUCAAGCUACCUAGGAUGUUAUUAGCAAUAAAUUAUGAGAUUCAAAAACCACAAUGUUAAAUCAUCUAUAGUAAAUAGAUUGACUCGUACUAUUGAGAAAGAUGGAGAAUAUGCUCAAUGCUAAGCACCUCCUUUGCUCUCUUGAUUGCAUAACAUGCCACUAAUCAAAAUCCUGCCAUCAUCACAGGAGAGUCAACCAUGCAACCAUGGAUUGGCAAGAACAGAAAGCCACUUAUUUUUUUUCAAGGAAUGUCAGAUGAUGUGUCCUAAUGCAAACACUUAAAAAGUCAGAACUAUCCUAAUGGAGACUAUGUACAACGAAGGUAAGUCCCAUAUCCCAGUGAUUAGCAGGUUCAUUGUGCAGUUGAUGUGAAACAGGGUAAUUCUACUAUGCUGGCCACCCAGCUAACUCAGUCCUGGAUGAAAAUACACAAAUGGCUUGUUAACCUCUUUAAUUAUACUUCAUCUACUAUUAUGGGGCCCACUUGAGAAAAUGCAUACUUCAUCUGCUCCACACACCCCUUCCUUCUCUCCUUUUGCUUUCCCUAUCAAAAACAUGGUGGGUAAAUUUUCAUAUCAGAGAAAUACGUCUAAAUUAUUAUGAAUGCUAGUAAUAUACCAUGUGUUUCCCUGGCUGUUAGUCGAAUGGCAUAAAACCCAUACCAAACUUUCUAAGAGCUGCAACUGCCUGAAUGAUCAUCUCUGAAACUUUGAUUGGGGGAGGGGGAGGCUUUCUUUCUGUUUAAUAUCCAGAAUAUCAAGGAAAUUGCUCUAGAUCAUAAACUCAAUGAUGACAUCUUUAUCUGGUUUUUGCCAUAGUCCUCAGAAUGAAUGCUCUAAUAUUUAGACUAUGGAAGUUUAAAUAUUACUGAUAGAUUACAUAGCUACAAACGACAGCAGUGUUGGGAAAAUUUGGAGGGGUAUGUUUUCUUUAUCCAUGGAUCCAUGAGAAUGGAUUCUAUCUAAAUGAAUGCUUCCUUGGAUAUGAUGUUCAGAAUAGCCAAAAGAAUGUACCAUUAGUAAUGGAGAGUCCUACUGUGUCACUUUUUCUCAUUUUCAAAAAUAUGGUAAUAACGACUCUGUUCUUUUAAUUUCCAUAUCUGUACUUUCCAGACACACCUAGGGGGAGAAUUGGGAGGGAAUUAUCACAAUAACAGUACAUUUAAAUACUUUUCCUUAGCCAAGUAGUCACCUCUUUGAAUCUGACUGAAGUAAUUUGACAGAAGUGAAAGCUCCUAUUUAGUCCUGUCAGGACAGUGAGGUUUCCACUAAAGAAAUGCACAGACUCUGUAUGAUAACCAUUCAACAGAACGAGGUUAGUAAUGCCACCGUCUUGUUCUCAAUGCCAUCUAACUUUUAUUUCAGUUGAAGAAUUACACUAGCAUUGUCACAUCCUGCUUGACUUAGGUCAUGUCAGCUAAAUUCUUGCGAAAAGUAAGGUUUUCGCAAUAAAAGGAUACACUUUGUUUUGCUUUUUGUCUUCAAUUCAGCAGUAAGUUCUUACAAAGGUAUAUCAUUCCUCCCAACUUGUAAGGUAUGGGUCAUCGCUGGGGUCAGAAAGGGUCUUUACUUGCCAUAGGAGAAACAAAAUUUGCCAAAUCAUUUGUGCUUUGGUAUUUUACUUCAAACUGUUUUGUUUUCUUUUGUUUUUUGUUUUCUACUUGAAAUAAAUCUUGCCCAUUUUUUCUCCUGCCUAUUUAUUGAUAACUUUUUUUCUAGAAACACACUAUAAAAUCUGUAUGUUCAAAAUGUAAAUGGAGUUGAUUAGCACCUUCUUUUAUAAUGAUGCUUAUCAUUUUUAACUUGCCUGGAUUUUCAUGGAAACUGUAAAAAGAGCAUCUGUUGGUUAUGUAUUGAUAUUUAAAAAUAACUGGACCAUCUCUAUGAUGUUACAUCAAAAUAGAUGACCAGUGUACUCAAUACUAAAACCUAUAGUUGUGUCCUUUUUAUUUGUCAGAGUGGAAUGAAAUACACAAACAUAUAUACUGCUCUCUCUCUCUCUCACUCUCUGUAUCACA